UCUGAGGACUGUAUAAAGCGCUUCGUAGUGAUUGAGAUGGACGGCUGGAAUCGUAGUCUCAUGCUAAUUGACAACAUUCGCGAGGAAGCGGCUGAUGAGAAACACUCCCAAGAAAAUAGCAUUGCGUUUUUCACUCCUCGACCCAGUCUACUAAAUGAUGAACCGAUAUUUCGUCUCCGAUCGGCCUCAACCUGCGUUGUCAAAGGUGAGCCUACUAAUUCUGAAACCACCGACCAUGAGGCUCUUCAACGAUCACGGCGCAAAUCCAGCUUUUGUAACUUCAAACCUGAAACUCUGGUAGAAAGACGGACAUUUCCUGAAGUAAAUAUUUUUAAGUAA
This is a messenger RNA of Rodentolepis nana, 339 nucleotides long. NCBI's taxonomy places the organism in Eukaryota, Metazoa, Platyhelminthes, Cestoda, Cyclophyllidea, Hymenolepididae. The record is from the annotation of a GenBank genome assembly.